Molecule: messenger RNA, 3143 nt
Organism: Nothoprocta perdicaria
Lineage: Eukaryota; Metazoa; Chordata; Aves; Tinamiformes; Tinamidae
Gene: GAA
Product: glucosidase alpha, acid
Exons: 19
Coding region: 1-2658 (885 amino acids)
Biological process (GO): lysosome organization; glycogen catabolic process
Cellular component (GO): lysosomal membrane
Molecular function (GO): carbohydrate binding; alpha-1,4-glucosidase activity
Source: RefSeq, a predicted model, not a curated record
AUGGCGGCACUGCGGGCCCCGGCGCUGCUGCGGGCCCCGGUGCCACCGCGGGCCCCGGUGCUGCUGCUGGCGCUGGUGGCCGCCGCCGCCCGCGUCCCCGAGCGCUGCGAGGUGCCCCCGGGCGACCGCUUCGACUGCGGCGCCGAGCGGCCGCUGGCGCGGGCCGGCUGCGAGGCGCGCGGCUGCUGCUACAUGCCCGGCGGCCCGCGCGGUGCCGGCCCGCCCUGGUGCUUCUUCCCCCGCGGCUACCGCAGCUACCGCGCCGAGAACCUCACGGCCACGGACGCAGGCUACACGGCCCUGCUGCGCCGCUGCGCCGCCGGCUUCCUGCCCGGGGACGUGGGCACCCUGCGGCUCGACGUGGCGCUUGAGACCCGCGCCCGCCUGCGCUUCACGCUCCGCGACCCAGCCAGCCGGCGCUACGAGGUGCCGCUGGAGACGCCGCGCGCGGGCGCCCGGGCCCCCGGCGCGCUCUACGGGCUGCAGUUCAGCCAGGAUCCCUUCGGCAUCGUCGUCUACCGGGAGGCCACGGGGACGGUGCUGUUGAACACCUCCGUGGCACCCCUGCUCUUCGCAGACCAGUUCCUGCAGAUCUCCACCUCUUUGCCGUCUCGUUUCAUUGCUGGCCUGGGAGAACAUCUGACUUCCCUCAUGCUUGACACGUCGUGGACCAAAAUCACCCUGUGGAAUCGGGACAUGGCACCCACGCCCCAGGUCAACCUCUACGGCUCCCACCCCUUCUACCUGGCGAUGGAGGAGGGCGGCCUGGCCCACGGGGUCUUUCUGCUGAACAGCAAUGCCAUGGACGUGGUGCUGCAGCCCAGUCCAGCCCUGACCUGGCGAACCACGGGUGGGAUUCUGGAUUUCUACGUCUUCCUGGGCCCGGACCCCAAGAGCGUUGUGCGGCAGUACCUGGACGUUGUCGGGUACCCCUUCAUGCCCCCGUACUGGGGCCUGGGAUUCCACCUCUGCCGCUGGGGCUACUCCUCCACUGCCGUGACCCGCGAGGUUGUGCUCAACAUGACGGCAGCCCGCUUCCCCUUGGACGUGCAGUGGAACGACUUGGAUUACAUGGAUGCCAAGAGAGACUUCACCUUCAACAAGAAAACCUUCAAGGACUAUCCAGACAUGGUGCGGGACUUUCACCAGAGCGGCCUGAGGUACAUCAUGAUUGUGGAUCCAGGGAUCAGCAGCUCUGGGCCUCCUGGCACCUACAAACCCUAUGAUGAUGGGCUGAAGCGGGGCAUAUUCAUCCGGAAUGCCACUGGGCAGCCCCUCAUCGGGAAGGUGUGGCCGGGCCCAACAGCCUUCCCGGACUUUACCAACCCAGAGACACACGAGUGGUGGUACGACAUGCUGAAGGAGUUCCAUGACCAAGUGCCUUUUGAUGGCAUGUGGAUUGACAUGAAUGAGCCAUCAAACUUCGUGGAGGGCUCGCAGGAGGGCUGCCCGAGCAACAACCUGGAGAACCCACCCUAUGUUCCAGGUGUGUUUGGGGGACGCCUUCAAGCUGGAACCAUUUGUGCCUCUAGCCAGCAGUACCUGUCCUCUCAUUACAACCUCCACAGUCUGUAUGGGCUGACAGAGGCCAUCGCUUCCCACAAUGCCCUGGUGAGGAUCCGGGGGAAGCGCCCCUUCGUCAUCUCACGCUCCACGUUCGCCGGCCACGGCCGCUAUGCUGGCCACUGGACAGGGGAUGUCAGGAGCGACUGGGAGCAGCUCUACUACUCCGUGCCAGAGGUGCUGCUCUUCAAUCUCUUCGGGGUGCCCCUGGUCGGGGCGGACAUCUGUGGCUUUGCGAGCGACACGACAGAGGAGCUGUGCGUGCGCUGGACCCAGCUGGGCGCCUUCUACCCCUUCAUGAGGAACCACAACGACCACGGCAACCGGCCUCAGGAGCCGUUCGCGUUCAGCCCGGCCGCCCAGGACGCCAUGCGGAGGGCCCUCUCCCUCCGCUACUCCCUGCUCCCCUACCUCUACACGCUCUUCCACAAAGCGCAUUCCGCCGGCGAGACGGUGGCGCGGCCCCUCUUCCUCGAGUUCCCAGGGGACCCCAACACCUGGGCUGUGGACCGCCAGCUGCUGUGGGGCGCGGGGCUCCUCGUCACCCCGGUGCUCGAGGCAGGAAGGACCAAAGUCAGCGGCUACUUCCCGGCAGGAACGUGGUACAGCUUAGCGGGGGACUCAACCAUCCACAGCAAAGGCCAGUGGAUCCUCUUAUCAGCUCCCCUGGACACAAUUAACGUGCAUGUCCGGGCAGGACACAUCCUGCCUCUGCAGGAGCCUGCGUUCAGAACCGCCGAGUCCCGCAAGAAGGGCAUCACGUUGAUCGUGGCGCUGACCACGGAGGGCUUUGCCAGGGGGGACCUGUUCUGGGACGACGGGGAGAGCUUGCAGACCUUCGAGAGCGGGGACUACACUCAGCUGCUCUUCGUGGCCACGCACGGCGCCCUGCUCAGCGAGCUGCUGCGGACGAGCAGCCAGGCGGACGGGCUGCUGCUGAAGGCCGUGACCGUGCUGGGCGUCACCAGUGCCCCCCGGCGAGUCCUGGCCAACGGCGCCCUCGUGGGUGACUUCUCCUACCGCAGCGACACCCAGGUGCUGACGGUCCCCGUGUCGCUGCCCAUGUGGGAGCAGUUUGUGAUCACUUGGUCCUGAGACUGGCAGCCCUGCAGCGCGGCUCCGUGCGUGCCAUGGCAGCACGGGGGAGCCUCGACGCUCAAUCCAGCCUCUUCUUUCUCAAAGCAGGGCUGGACGCCCUCCGCCCACAAAGCCUGGCUCUCGUCCUCGAGUCUGGCUGUGUUUCUUGCUAAUAUGAGUUAGAUUUGAAGCGCCUCGUCUCUUCACCUGAUGUGCAUCAGGGCUUGCAGAACCCCAGGGGCUGGGGAAACCUGAUUCCUUCCAAAGGGGAAGGAAACAAGUGCCUGCUGAGACAAGAAACCUGUUGAUGUGCCUAAGUCAUUAACCUGGCAAGGGACUCCAGGGCAUCUCCCGGCAGUGUCUUGGAUAGGGGUGAGAGGCUGGGCCCCUUGUGCAGUCUGGUCUUGCACGGUUAGUGCCUGACCGAGACCGGAGCAGCCGGGAAGAGUUGGGAGCUGCCGGGACCAGCAUGGGCUGGGGCUCCCUGCAGCGUUUCCCUUGCC